This is a messenger RNA of Nicotiana attenuata, 1881 nucleotides long. RefSeq lists its product as uncharacterized. The record is from RefSeq and is a predicted model, not a curated record. The transcript has 6 exons. NCBI's taxonomy places the organism in Eukaryota, Viridiplantae, Streptophyta, Magnoliopsida, Solanales, Solanaceae. Bases 1 to 1881 code for a protein of 626 amino acids.
AUGGUGGAGCCUCAGGUCAACUUUGACGAGGAGGUUCCGGCCCCAGCCCCAGUAGUUCCGGUGGCCCCAGCUCAGGUAGCUCCUCAGGUUCUGGCUCCACCAGUUCAGCCAGUUGGAUCAGCUCAGCCGGGCGUGGUAGCCCAGGCAGGUGAUGGGGCAGCCAUGUCUGUCGAUGCUUUAUGGAGAUUGGAUAGGCACCAAAUGAUUGAAGUAGGGAUAUCUCAACCAUUGGACUCAAAUGAAAUAUCAAAUGAGGGGCAUAGGGAGGUUGUAGUGACUUUCAUGAUUUUCUCAAAGAUAGAAGUGAAACACUAUUUGUUGAGAGAUGCAUUUGAAGAUGCAAAGUUACCUCCUUCCUUUUAUGAGGCCAAAAAAACCAUUAGCAAACUUGGCCUUGACUAUACCAAGAUACCUGCAUGUCCAAAUAAUUGUAUGCUAUACUGGGAAGGUGAUUCAGAAUUGGAAGCAUGUAAGCAUUGUGGUACAUCUAAAUGGAAUCCUAACAAGAAAAAAAAGCAAGCUGCAAAGGUUUUGCGUUAUUUUCCAUUGAAAGCAAGAUUGCAACAAUUAUUUAUGUGUUGUAAGACUGCUGAACAUAUGAGAUGGCAUGCUUUAGGCAAUAAUGCUGAUGGGUUGAUGAGGCAUCCAAGGGAUGGUGAGGCAUGGAAGACAUUUGAUCGGACUCAUUCUGAAUUUGCUUCGGAUCCUCGAAACGUUCGCUUAGGCCUUGCUAGUGAUGGUUUCAGUCCUUUUGGAACAAUGAGUACUACAUAUAGUAUUUGGCCAGUCUUCUUGAUUCCAUACAAUCUACCUCCUUGGAUGUGUAUGAAGCACACCUCCUUCAUCUUAUCAAUGAUCAUUCCAGGGAAGCACAUGCCUGGAAAUAAUAUAGAUGUGUACUUACAACCCCUCGUGAAGGAAUUACACGAGUUAUGGAAUGAUGGUGUAGAAACGUUUGACUCAUCAUUGAAUGAAAAUUUUAGAAUGCAUGCAGCUCUUAUGUGGACAAUCAGUGACUUUCCUGGAUUAGGUAUCUUAUCUGGAUGGAACACACAUACUGGUUUUGCCAGCCCAACUUGUAACUUUGACACAGAACCUUGUCGUCUUCGUCAUAGUAAAAAGUGGUGCUUUAUGGGCCAUCGACGUUUUCUGAGAAGAAAUCACAGGUUUAGGUUGAAUCGAGUACGCUUUAAUGGAAGCACAGAGGAGCGAAAUCCACCAUUAAAAUUGUCAGGGUCUGCCAUUUUGAGACAAAUUGAAGAAGGGAGAGGAGCAGAGUUGAAUUGUAGAGGGAAAAGAUCUAGACGAGCAACUAAGCAAUGGAACAAGAGAAAGCAAUUGCCACCAUUGGCGAUUCGCAAUGUGCUGCCCGACCAUGUAGUUGCAGUUUUGGUGGACUUCUGCUCAUUUUUCAAAGCCCUUUCUAGCAAAACCUUGAAUGUUUCAGAGCCUGAUAAGCUCCAAGAGCACAUUGAAAGCACACUUUGCCAUCUGGAGAUACUAUUUCCUCCAGCAUUCUUUACAGUAAUGGUUCAUUUGUCUGUCCAUCUAGCAGAGGAAGCAAAACUCGGAGGUCCAGUGCAUCAUCGAAACAUGUAUCCCGUCGAGAGGGAGUUGGGACAUUUUAAGUCCUUUGUACGGAAUAAAGCACAACCAGAGGGUUCUAUAGCUGAGGGUUACUUAGCCGAAGAGUCUCUUACCUUUUGUUCUCGGUAUAUUGAGGAUAUUGAGACAAGAUUCAAUAGACCUAGGCGUGUUCGUGAUGACCCAAAUGUCACUGAGCCUUCUGGAACGUCCUCUAUAUUUCCUCAAUUAGGUAAACCUGCAUCAGCUUCGAUUACAUUUCCUUUAACUGAUAUGCAGAAACUACAAGCUCAUUGA